Molecule: messenger RNA, 1311 nt
Organism: Paramecium octaurelia
Lineage: Eukaryota; Ciliophora; Oligohymenophorea; Peniculida; Parameciidae
Source: the annotation of a GenBank genome assembly
AUGAAAUAAAUGAUAUUAAUUGCAUUCAAAUAAUAAAAUAUGAAAAAGAUAUCUUAUAGUUUCACCUAGUUAAUGAAAUUGCAUUUGCAUGAUUAUCAUGUCAAUCUCAAAGCCAAAAUGGUUCCAUUUGCUGGUUAUGAUAUGCCUGUCCAAUAUCCACAAGGUGUUUUGAAGGAGCAUCUGUAUUGCAGAGAGUCAUGUGGAUUGUUUGAUGUAUCACACAUGGGACAAGUCAAAGUCUUUGGAGAAGACAGAAUGAAAUUCGUAGAAACCCUCACCACUGGAGAAUUCCAAAGUAUGUAUUAUUGUCAUUAAUCAAUCAAUUAGCAAAGAAAUCAGGACAAAGCGUAUUGUGCUUGAUUUUGAAUGAAAAAGCAGGCAUCAUUGAUGAUACAAUAGUUGCUAAAAGGGAUGAUCAUAUGUAUCAAUUUUUAUUCAAUAUAAAAGUCACAUCGUUGUAAAUGCUGGCAACAAGUUUAUCGAUAUGAAACAAAUGGAUAAAAUCAUUAAGGAUUAUAACUACAAAGUCUAGUAUGAGUAUCUCAAAGACAAACCUUUGAUAGCUGUCUAAGGUAGUAAUAUGAAUCUAUUUUUAGGACCAAAUGCUCACAAAGUUUUGAACGAAGUCUUCGGAACAGAAUACAAUUUAGACAAGAUACCAUUUAUGUUUAUGGUGAAUAUCUAGAAGAAUGGAAUAGACUAUCAAAUCAAUAGAUGUGGAUACACAGGUGAAGAUGGCUACGAAAUAUCUGUUGAGAGUUCUAAAGCAUAAGAAUUAUGUGAGAAAUUAUUGGCAACCAAAAUGGCUUAAUUCUGUGGUUUGGGAGCCAGAGAUUCAUUACGUCUAGAAGCUGGAUUGUGUUUACAUGGCCAUGAAAUGGAUGACACCAUCUCCCCUUAUGAAGCCAAAUUAAUGUGGACUGUCAGAAAACCCAAUGUAUUUGAUUGUAUUUAAUAAUGUAGAAGGAGACUGGAAAAUACAAUGAAUCUGCUGCCUUUAUUGGUAGAGAUGCCUUACCCCAAAGACAAAAGGAUGCCAAAUUCAAAAGAAUGGGUUUCAUUACCCAAUCAGGAAUUGCUAGACCACCUUGUGACAUUGAAUUCUAAGGACAAAAGGUUGGUUCAGUUACAAGUGGCACUUAUUCACCUAAUCUAAAGAAAGGUUUAGGCUUUGCUUUCAUUAAUAAUGAAUAUGCCAAAGAUGGAACCCAAUUAUAAGCCGACAUUAGAGGAUCCAAAGUUAAUAUCACUUUGAGUCCAACUCCAUUUGUACCAUAGAGAUAUUAUAAACCAGAGAAAAAGUGAUUGACU